Messenger RNA from Phalacrocorax carbo (great cormorant), 4695 nucleotides. The record is from RefSeq and is a predicted model, not a curated record. Lineage: Eukaryota; Metazoa; Chordata; Aves; Suliformes; Phalacrocoracidae.
AGGGCGGUCCAGGGCCGGGCGUGCGGGGAGUCGAGCUGCGGUCCCGCAACCGCCUAGCGCAGCGCAGCAGCGGAGCCCUUCGGACCCCGCCGCGCCGCGAUCCGUUGCGGGGUGCCUGGGCUCCCGUCGCACGGACCCCCGCGUUCUGCCGCACCGCGUCCCGCUGCUCGGACCCCGGAUCCCACUACACCGACACCCAUUGUGCGGUGCCCGGCUCCUGUUGCACGGACCCCACCGCUGCGGGACCCCACCGCCCAGUCUCCUAUCGCAGCCCGCCUGCGGACCCCGUCGCACCGAGCCCCGCUACACGGUGCCCGGACCCCGCCGUUGCGGGGACCCCAUCGCACGGACCGCCGGUGCGGCGGGCAUGGCAACCGGGAGCCGGCCCUGGGGGGCACUGCCGCUGCUGCCGCCGCUGCUGCUGCUGCUGCUGCCGGCGGGGUGCCGGGCGGGCGGCGGGUGCGCGGCGGAGGGCGGCCCGCUGCUGGAGCCCUUCGACGCGCUGUACGCCGGCGGCGUGGAGGCGUACUACGGCGGCGACUUCGCGGGCGCGGCGCGGUGCCUGGAGCGGGCGCUGCGGAGCCGGCGGGAGCUGCGGGACGCGCGGUUGCGGUGCCGCCGGCGCUGCCGCGGGCAGGUGCGGUUGGCGGCGCCGGGGCCGGGAGCCGGGGGCGACCUGCCCUUCUUCGGCUCGGUGCUGCGGCGUGCCGGCUGCCUGCGGCGCUGCGAGGAACCGCGCCUGGGGGCCGCCUCCCGCCACCGCGCCGCCGAGGAGGUGCGCGCCGACUUCCAGCGCAGGGUGCCCUACAGCUACCUGCAGCGCGCCUACAUCCAGCUGAACAAGCUGGAGGAGGCAGCAAACGCAGCUCAUACCUUCUUCAUGGCAAACCCUGAGCACAUGGAGAUACAGCAGGACAUCGAGAACUACAAGACCACGGCAGGGAAGGUCAGCUUGAUUGACCGGGAGGCCAAGCAGCACAUGGAGGACUAUAGUGCUGGGGUACGGCACUAUGACAAAGAGGAGUAUGAGCUGGCCAUUGACUUCUUGGAGCGUGCACUGAAAGGGUACUACUCUGAGGAUGAAGACUGCCAGAUCAUGUGUGAGGGACCGCAGAGAUUUGAGGAGCACGAGUACCUGGAAUAUAAGGCUGGCCUCUAUGAAGCUAUUGCAGAUCACUACAUGCAAAUCCUGGCCUGCAAACAUGACUGUGUCCGAGAACUUGCCACACGUUCAGGCCGUAUCUCACCCAUUGAAAAUUUCCUUCCCCUCCAUUACGACUACUUGCAGUUUGCCUAUUACAGAGUUGGUGACUAUGUAAAAGCCCUGGAGUGUGCCAAGUCCUACCUACUCUUCCACCCAGAUGAUGAAGAUGUUUUGGAGAAUGCAGGUUAUUAUGAGGGCCUCUUGGAAGGUACGAUGGAUCCAGACACUGUCAAACCCAGAAAGGAAGCAAAAACACUGCUGCGGCGCCAUAAGCUGGAGUCUCACCUCUUGCAGGUGGCUGCGGCUGGCCUCGGAUACACCUACACAGAACCGAACUACUGGAACAGGUACGGUGCCCGCCAGGAUGAGCACAGUGUCCCAUCAAGUAUUAGCAGUGAACCAGAAGAUGGGCCCAGGCUGUCCCUGGCAAAGAAACCCAUGCCGAAACCGGAUCGAGAGUUGAAGGAGGGGGGUCCGCUUCUCUACAGUGAUGUGAAGUUUGUCUACAACUCGCAGCAGCUAAAUGGCACCCAGCGAGUACUACUGGAUAACGUCAUCUCAGAGGAGCAGUGCCGAGAGCUUCACAGGGUGGCCAGUGGGAUCAUGUUGGCUGGAGAUGGUUACAGGGGCAAAACCUCCCCCCACACCCCAAACGAGAGAUUUGAAGGAGCCACCGUCCUCAAAGCCCUCAAGUAUGGCUACGAGGGCCGUGUCCCGCUGAAGAGUGCCCGGCUCUUCUACGACAUCAGUGAGAAGGCUCGCAGGAUCGUUGAGUCCUACUUCAUGCUGAACUCCACACUCUACUUCUCCUACACCCACCUGGUGUGCCGCACCGCCCUCUCUGGCCAGCAGGAGAGGAGGAAUGACCUAAGCCACCCCAUCCAUGCUGACAACUGCCUCUUGGACCCUGAGGCCAACGAGUGCUGGAAGGAGCCUCCUGCCUACACCUUUCGGGAUUACAGUGCCCUCCUGUACAUGAAUGCAGAUUUUGAAGGUGGCGAGUUCAUUUUCACUGAGAUGGAUGCCAAAACUGUAACGGCCUCCAUCAAGCCCAAGUGCGGGCGAAUGAUCAGCUUCUCCUCAGGCGGUGAGAACCCCCAUGGGGUGAAGGCAGUUACCAAAGGCCAGCGGUGCGCCGUGGCUCUCUGGUUCACCUUGGACCCACUUUACAGGGAGCUGGAGCGAAUCCAGGCAGAUGAAGUGAUCGCAAUGUUGGACCAGGAGCAUCUAGGACCCAGUGAAAUGAAUAUCAACCCGAAGGAUGAGCUAUGAACUAGGCCAAAGACUUUUUCUAUUAAAUAUUUAUUUAAUAUUGUUAAUCUUAUUAGAACCCUUCUAUUUUUGUACAGAGCCACUGUAUAAAUUAACAGGUUAAUAUGAUUGUGGAGUUUCAGGAGUACCUCUUCUGUGUUUAGCACAGUUCUUGCUGGGACCCCUCAUCUCUGCGCCAGCAUCUCCUGCUGGGACUGACUCUGCCUCUGGGAUUCCCUGUCCUUCCCUAGCACUUCUCAGGACUUGUUCAGGCCCACUGUACCCCCUUGGAGAACCUCUUUUUUUUCUUUCUCAGCCAGAAAUAGCUGCUUCUCUUUAGCCUCUGCUAGAGAAAUGCCUCAGGUGUGAUAAUGGACCAGUCUUCCUGCUACGUGCUGGCUGAAGACCCGGGCGGUGCUGCCCUGGGGGAAACGGGAGCACCAAGUCAGUUAUUUCCAUCUCAGAGCCCUUCACCAUUUGAAAUAUGCUUUUUAGGGAAAAAAAAAACCAAAGGAAAACCCAGGUCCUAGCAAAAUGCAUAUCUCUCUGUAGCCAUGCAAAGCUGGUGUUGGGUAUUAAUUCCAAGUAGAGCUUCCAGAAAUCAUCUGCUGGGCAGGGGCUUGAGCUGUGCCCGAGUGAGAAGGGGUUUGCUUUGCAGCUGACUGUGGUGAAAUAGGGUCUAUCACUCAUGUUCAGUCCCUGCUCUUACUAAUGGCUUGGGAUGCAUGAAAGUAACUGCUUCAUACCACAUCCUUUGAGCUUCCAACCCAGUGCUGCUGCCUGUAAAACCCAAGGUUAAAAGUCCUCAUUUCCAGGUGUGUGUUGGAAAGCAGCAGAAAGGCUCAGGGAUGUUACAGUGCCAUUUUGUUGGAUGAUUUGUACUUCAGAUGUCCUGGCUGCAUCCUCCCAUCCUGACAGUGCAGAAGCAGUGGAUGUUCACGGUGUGGUAGCAUCUAUUUGCUCAGGAGUAUGUCUGACCCAGUCUGAGGGUGUUGCAUUGAAAGCACAUGUUGCUUAUCACAAGAGAUUUACUAUGCCAGCAACUAUUGUUAAGUUAAUAAAUCAUCCCUCUACCACCAUUAAAUUAACUCCUGUGCAUGAGGCCAGAGCAGCCUCUACCUCAAUCGGAAUGAGCACUGAAUUCACAGAAUUGCCCACAUCCCAGACAUAGGAACAGCUUUUAUUUUGAUCCAACAGCUGCUGCUGCUGCUAGAAAGCAGUUCCUAAAAGGCAGGUUGCAGCAAUCUUUACUGUUUAAUUUACUGCAAGGCUACUGUCUCUCCAGAAAGCAUUGCAGGGCUCUUGGCUGGAGUCUGCAUUCCUGAGCAGCUUUGCUCAGCUCCCUGCUGCAUUGGCACUUUCUCAGUCCUUUUCUGCUCCCUUCUGCCAGCUUUGGCAUUCCCAGGCCUUAAGAUCUGCAGUAGGGAAUUGUCUUUUCUCUUUGUUUAUGCACCUUGUGCCUAUCCAACUCUUACACGCUCAGCAGCACCCUUCUCAUUCAGUCACUGGCUGCAAAGGCCAGAGACAAGGAUGGGUCUUCUGCAGAGACCUCCUCAAAAGCUGGUCCUGGACAAGAUAAAGGGGCACUCAGUUCAUCUAGAAAAAUGCCCAGACUGUGAAGGGGGCACUAUUACCACCUAGGAGAUGAUGGGUCAUUUGCUGCACAUCCUCCAAUGUUGAAUCUGGAGAGGGGAAAGCUCUGAGUGUUUCUGAGCCACCAGUGUGGCUUGUUUCUUUGAGGUUAUCCCCCUUCCUCAUAGACUGUUUAAAAGACUCAUUGUAUUGGCUCCCCAAGGAACUGCCCACAGUUUACCCUGCAGAGACCCUUCCUUGCUUAAAUACCUCCCCUGUAAAUGCUUAACCCUUCUUUUUUAAAAAAUAACCAGAGGAAAAGCUGGAGGGACAAAGGGGAGAACAGCCAGAGAGCCAAAACACAGGCUGUGUUGUCCCCCAACCUGCACCACACUACUGCAUCCAAGGCUUGAUGCCUACAUGCUGCACCUUCAGUGUGAAUUUGUGCUGCCACCCCACAACAACCACAGCCCGAGCGCAUUCUGCAGAGCUGCCCUCUCCAAGAAGCUCCGUGCAGCCCCUGCCUUCCUGGGGCUGCAGGGAUCCCACCAGCUGGUCCUCCUUCAUGGAGAUGGUGGGGCUGGCACCGGUUGUUGUUUGUUUGCUGCUGUGAUGGUUAGCCAGAGCUGUGUCUAAGUCCAAGGGAAAUAAACUAAACACAACCUCUG